AUGGCUGCUAGCCACCACAACUCCCUCCCACCUGUAUUUGUCCCCAUUCUCGCUCUCCUCCUCCUCCUCGCCGCCGUCCGCCCCGUCUUCUCGGAGUCGAACAACACGGUUUUCCGGCCGGGGGAGGAGAUGAGGAAGUAUAGGAGGAUAAGAGCCCAUCUUAAGAGGCUGAACAAGCCUCCUUUGAAAACAAUUGAGAGUCCCGACGGGGAUCUCAUUGACUGCGUGCUCUCUCAUCUUCAGCCUGCAUUUGAUCAUCCCAGGCUCAAAGGGCUGAAGCCUAUGGAUCCGCCGGAGAGACCAAAAGGCCACGCCCCUGAUGACACCGCGGCCGCCGGAGACGAGUUCCAGUUGUGGAGGACGUCCGGCGAGUCGUGCCCUGAGGGGUCUGUUCCGAUCAGGAGGACCACGGAAGAAGACAUUUUGCGAGCCAGCUCCGUGAAGAGGUUCGGCCGGAAGCCUGCCGUGACAAUGAGCCAUGAUUCCGAAAGCAACGACCAUGAGCACGCGGUUGGUUAUGUUGUGGGAGAUCAAUACUACGGUGCAAAAGCAAGCAUAAAUGUGUGGGCACCCAAAGUGACGAGCUCCUCUGAAUUCAGCUUGUCACAAAUUUGGAUCAUCUCUGGAUCUUUUGGCACCGACCUCAACACCAUUGAAGCUGGGUGGCAGGUGAGUCCGCAGCUCUAUGGUGAUAGUUCUCCAAGGUUCUUCACUUACUGGACUACUGAUGCAUAUCAAGCAACAGGAUGCUACAACCUUCUGUGUUCAGGCUUCAUACAAACCAACAACCUGAUAGCCAUUGGAGCUGCCAUUUCCCCUGUUUCAACACCCAGUGGUGGACAGUUCGAUAUCAGUCUCUUAGUGUGGAAGGAUCCGAACCACGGGAACUGGUGGUUGGAGCUGGGGUCGGGGACGCUGGUGGGUUACUGGCCGUCGUUCCUGUUCAGCCACCUGUCGGAGCACGCGAGCAUGGUGCAGUUCGGCGGCGAGGUGGUGAACACGCAGCCGAUGGGGGAGCACACGUCGACGCAGAUGGGCAGCGGGGAGUUCGCCGGCGAGGGGUUCGGCCGGGCGUCCUACUUCCGGAACCUGCAGGUGGUGGACUGGGACAACAGCCUGGUGCCGGCGCCGAACCUCCGGGUGCUGGCCGACCACCCGAGCUGCUACGACAUCCAGGGCGGCAUCAACGCCCUGUGGGGCAACUACUUUUACUACGGCGGACCCGGGAGAGACGACAACGACGACGACAGCUGCUCUUGAAUUAAGACAAUUAUAUUCAUAAGCAUUAUUAAUAUAUACACAUGCAACCCCAAGUCUUCUUUCUUUUUUGUUUUUGUUUUUGAUUUUUACUUAUGUGAUUUAUUGUUUGAUCUUGUGAUGGAUGCAACCAAAUCAAUUAAGGUCGUUUUACAUCUA
Messenger RNA from Zingiber officinale, 1416 nucleotides. RefSeq lists its product as uncharacterized. Bases 1 to 1260 code for a protein of 419 amino acids. The record is from RefSeq and is a predicted model, not a curated record. The transcript is spliced from 7 exons. Lineage: Eukaryota; Viridiplantae; Streptophyta; Magnoliopsida; Zingiberales; Zingiberaceae.